Acinonyx jubatus (cheetah) is the source of this 2406-nucleotide messenger RNA. It is a transcript of the gene NDEL1, whose product is annotated as nudE neurodevelopment protein 1 like 1. Gene Ontology annotation, molecular function: microtubule binding. NCBI's taxonomy places the organism in Eukaryota, Metazoa, Chordata, Mammalia, Carnivora, Felidae. Gene Ontology annotation, cellular component: kinetochore; centrosome; kinesin complex. The coding region runs from base 184 to 1170 and encodes 328 amino acids. The record is from RefSeq and is a predicted model, not a curated record. The transcript has 10 exons. Gene Ontology annotation, biological process: chromosome segregation; establishment of mitotic spindle orientation; microtubule nucleation.
CCGCGGGGCGGCCUCUGACGUGUCGGGGAGGAGCCGGGCGCCGAGGUGCGCGGAGUGGAGCUCUGGGCUGCGGAGGGGAGCGGAGCUGAGCGGCUGGGCGGGCCUGGCCAGGCCAGCGGAGCGGAGACGUCGGUCGAGCGGCGGCGAACAUGCGCUUUUGACACAUUGGAGGCUUUCUUGAUCAUGGAUGGUGAAGAUAUACCAAAUUUUUCAAGUUUAAAGGAGGAAACCGCUUAUUGGAAGGAACUUUCCUUGAAGUAUAAACAAAGCUUCCAGGAAGCUCGGGAUGAGCUAGUUGAAUUCCAGGAGGGAAGCCGAGAAUUAGAAGCAGAGCUGGAGGCACAGUUAGUACAGGCUGAACAGAGGAACAGAGACUUGCAGGCCGAUAACCAGAGACUGAAGUAUGAAGUCGAAGCACUGAAGGAGAAACUAGAACAUCAGUAUGCACAGAGCUACAAGCAGGUGUCGGUAUUAGAAGAUGAUUUAAGUCAGACUCGGGCCAUUAAGGAGCAGUUGCAUAAGUAUGUGAGAGAGCUGGAGCAGGCCAACGAUGAUCUGGAGCGAGCAAAGAGAGCAACAAUAGUGUCACUGGAAGACUUUGAACAAAGGCUAAAUCAGGCCAUUGAACGAAAUGCAUUUUUAGAAAGUGAACUUGAUGAAAAGGAAUCUUUGUUAGUCUCUGUACAGCGGUUAAAGGAUGAAGCCAGAGAUUUAAGACAAGAACUGGCAGUCCGGGAGAGACAGCAGGAAGUCACCAGGAAGUCGGCGCCCAGCUCUCCGACCCUGGACUGUGAAAAGAUGGACUCUGCCGUGCAGGCGUCGCUUUCUUUGCCAGCUACUCCCGUUGGCAAAGGGACGGAAAACAGCUUUCCUUCACCCAAAGCUAUACCAAACGGUUUUGGUACCAGUCCACUAACUCCUUCCGCUAGGAUAUCAGCACUAAACAUCGUGGGGGAUCUCUUACGGAAAGUAGGGGCUUUAGAAUCCAAAUUAGCGGCUUGCAGGAAUUUUGCAAAGGACCAGGCAUCACGAAAAUCCUAUCUUUCAGGGAAUGUUAACUGUGGGCUGAUGAACAGCGACAGCACAAAGUUCCCUCGAUCAGGACACACGUCUUUCUUUGACAAAGGGCAAGAAAAAGUCAUAUUUCCCACGUUGUUCAUGGGGCAGUAAACGGCUUUGACCCAGCGCCUCCUCCUCCUGGUCUGGGCUCCUCGCGCCCGUCGUCAGCACCGGGUAUGCUGCCUCUCAGUGUGUGAGUGCCCGGCCUCCGGGUGGGGGCGCCUGCCCUCCUCCAACAGCCCAGGACACCCACGCCUCGUCCCUCGGUGCCUGGGCCCAGCCUGGGCCCCUGCGUCUGCCUCCCCACGGCUGGCAGAGGGCAGGCUGCAUGCGGCGGCGGCUGCUGGGCCCUGCCUGGCCCCAGGACUCUGCGCGAUAUCAAUACUGGCUGUUUUCUCUUCUCGCCGUGGUGCCGUUGGUCUCACAUGAUUGCACUUUUGUGGGUCACAAGGUGGCACGUCCGUGUACUCCUUGGUCACUGGAUGCAGAAGUACCCAUCAUCAUCACGCCUGCCCCAUAGCUCCCACCCAGCUGUACGGAUAGGGUUUAGUUGUGUUUAAGACAUUGCCGACCUUCUAGAAGGUCUCCCCCAGAUCAGGUCAACACGUGCCCCUGCCCCCCCCCCCCCCCCCCCAGCUCCCACCAGCUCCCGCCCACGCUUCUUCAGCGCUCAUGAUCGCGUGUUCUCCAGCUCCACUCCCCACCGUGUGACCUGCUGCUGGUCGGGGGUCGGGAAGGUCACUGAAUUAGGGAACAUUUUCUGCACCUUCUGAUUUUACUUUAGUGGUUAUCAUUCCAUAGACUUGCCUCCCAGAGCAGCGAAAUGCGCGUCUGGACCCCAGCUAGCAGGAGCCUCUGGGGCCGGGGCACCAUCUGCUCCUCAUCCGUGUGCCUCAGACUCGGGGUGAGGGGCGGGGGCAGCCUCCUUGCCAGCUCUCUGGUCCUUCAGUUAAGCGACAUCUUUCAGGGCGUUUUGUUUUGUCCUCUGAGGGCCUGUCCACUUGUGUUAGGAAGCGUCGAGCGGCCCCAUUCAGGGGGCUUCUGGUGGGCAGACUGGCCGUAAGUGGUUGCUCCCGAUCAUCUUGAUUACUCUCAUGCUGCAUUUACUGUUUACAUUUGUUUUAUUGUACAUAGGUUUGUAAACAUUAUCGCCUAAGAUAUUUGUAUAUAACUUGGGCUUUGUAGCUUUUAUUUAUUCAGAACUCACACGGCAUGUUAAUGACUUACGAUGGUGUCCUACUCUGGGCAGCUGCAUAGGAUCAUCAUGUGGUUAAAAGAAAAUACUUGCCCUCAAAAAAAUCUUUUAAUGUGGAAACAAUAAAUUUCACAGAAAAAACCAAAACAAAA